AUGACGUACUCACAUAAUAGGUACCUGAUACUAUUGGAAAGAACAGUGGUACUUGAAGCAACAUCCUACAACGUUACUCAAGCCCUCGCCAAGGAAUAUCUGUCCGCUUCUCAUGUGCGCUUUUGUGUCGGCCGAGCCGGAAGCACAACGAAAAACAUCAAACAGAUUGUCAUUAAGACUAGCCGAAAGAAGAAAAACGAGCUUUUUGUCAACCUUUUCGAAGAGAUGAAGAGUGUGCGCACUAUUAUCUUUAUCAACAGCCGUCAAGCUGCCGACACGCUAGACGACUUUUUAUACAAUAUGAAGCUUCCGGUUACGUCUAUGCACAGUGACCGCACCCAGAUCGAGCGAGGGGCAGCUAUGCGAGCUUUUCGCCGUGGUCAAGCCGUUAUUCUGGUUGCCACUGGAGUUACAGCUGGCGGUAUUGAUCUGAGAUAUAUCACGGAUCAAGUUCAAGAUACUCUGCCCGAUGUCCCCAUGACAUUCGUGAGAUGCGAAUCUCAGACAGAUGUUCAUGAUCAGGCUCAAAAUACACUGUCGGAUGUCCCCAUGACAUUCGCGAGAUGCGAAUCUCAGAGAGAUGUUCAUGUGUUCAUUCCAGAAGCGUUUGACUUAGACUUAGUCACUACUGUUUCCCAAGUAAGAAUCCAGAGGCAUAUAUACGGGGGAGGUGGCAUUACUCUUAAGCUAACUCAAGGACCAGACUGUACUGCCGUGAUCCGGUCUGACAUCCGCGGACAGAAAAUUUGGUUCCACAAUCGUCCGAGCCGGCCCGUCACACGCCCUUCUCACCAUUGCUGCCCAGCAUACCAGCAGGAGGUCGAAGAGCAACAUCAAACCCAAUAA
Trichoderma harzianum CBS 226.95 is the source of this 846-nucleotide messenger RNA. RefSeq lists its product as hypothetical. Gene Ontology annotation, cellular component: nucleus. Gene Ontology annotation, molecular function: RNA binding; RNA helicase activity. NCBI's taxonomy places the organism in Eukaryota, Fungi, Ascomycota, Sordariomycetes, Hypocreales, Hypocreaceae. The record is from RefSeq and is a predicted model, not a curated record. The coding region runs from base 1 to 846 and encodes 281 amino acids. The transcript is spliced from 4 exons.